Messenger RNA from Suricata suricatta (meerkat), 3711 nucleotides. It is a transcript of the gene INTS4, whose product is annotated as integrator complex subunit 4. Bases 111 to 3008 code for a protein of 965 amino acids. The transcript has 23 exons. Gene Ontology annotation, biological process: snRNA processing. Lineage: Eukaryota; Metazoa; Chordata; Mammalia; Carnivora; Herpestidae. The record is from RefSeq and is a predicted model, not a curated record. Gene Ontology annotation, cellular component: integrator complex.
GGACUGUGGCGAGUUCCUCAGGCCUAGACAAGUUUUCCGGAUUCCUCCACACCCCUCCCCACCCCGCCUCCCUCGUCGAGUACGGAUGCUGAGAGGGUCCGCGGGCAGUCAUGGCGGCGCACCUAAAGAAGCGAGUGUACGAGGAAUUCACUAAGGUGGUUCAGCAACAACAGGAGGAAAUUGCAACCAAGAAACUCCGAUUGACAAAACCAAGUAAAUCUGCAGCACUCCACAUAGAUCUGUGUAAAGCUACCUCCCCAGCAGAUGCUUUGCAGUACCUGCUCCAGUUUGCCAGGAAGCCUGUUGAAGCAGAAAGUGUGGAGGGAGUGGUCAGGAUUCUCUUGGAACAUUAUUAUAAGGAGAAUGAUCCCUCUGUGAGAUUGAAAAUUGCAUCGUUGUUGGGCUUAUUAUCAAAGACUGCAGGAUUUUCACCAGACUGCAUUAUGGAUGAUGCCAUUAACAUCCUGCAGAAUGAAAAGUCUCAUCAAGUCCUAGCUCAACUGUUGGACACUUUGCUUGCAAUUGGCACUAAACUCCCAGAGAACCAAGCUAUUCAGAAUCGAUUAGUUGAUGUAGCCUGCAAGCAUCUCACAGAUACCUCCCAUGGUGUAAGAAAUAAAUGCCUGCAAUUACUUGGGAAUCUUGGUUCUUUGGAGAAAAGUGUCACAAAAGAUGGAGAAGGCCUAGCUGUCAGAGAUGUCCAGAAGAUUAUAGGGGAUUACUUCAGUGACCAAGACCCACGAGUCAGGACAGCGGCUAUAAAAGCCAUGUUGCAACUCCAUGAAAGAGGACUGAAGUUACACCAAACAAUUUAUAAUCAGGCCUGUAAAUUGCUGUCUGAUGACUAUGAACAAGUGCGCAGUGCUGCAGUCCAACUUAUCUGGGUUGUCAGUCAGCUCUAUCCUGAAAGCAUUGUCCCAAUCCCUUCUUCUAAUGAAGAGAUUCGCUUAGUUGAUGAUGCAUUUGGAAAAAUUUGUCACAUGGUUAGUGACGGCUCCUGGGUGGUUCGAGUUCAAGCUGCAAAGCUAUUGGGCUCUAUGGAACAAGUCAGUUCUCAUUUCUUGGAGCAGACACUUGACAAGAAGCUCAUGUCAGACCUUAGGAGAAAACGCACUGCACAUGAACGUGCCAAGGAACUUUACAGUUCAGGGGAGUUUUCCAGCGGCAGAAAGUGGGGAGAUGAUGCUCCCAAGGAGGAAAUAGAUACGGGAGCUGUGAACUUGAUCGAGUCAGGAGCUUGUGGAGCCUUUGUUCAUGGAUUGGAAGAUGAGAUGUAUGAGGUCCGCAUUGCUGCUGUGGAGGCUCUGUGCAUGCUGGCCCAGUCUUCCCCCUCUUUUGCUGAGAAGUGCCUUGAUUUUCUGGUCGACAUGUUUAAUGAUGAAAUUGAGGAAGUACGUCUGCAGUCCAUACACACCAUGAGAAAAAUCUCUAACAAUAUCACCCUCCGAGAGGAUCAGCUUGACACUGUCCUGGCUGUGUUAGAGGAUUCAUCCAGAGAUAUUCGAGAGGCUCUUCAUGAACUUUUAUGCUGUACUAAUGUUUCAACCAAAGAAGGGAUUCAUCUUGCACUGGUGGAGCUGCUGAAAAAUCUAACCAAGUACCCCACCGAUAGGGACUCCAUAUGGAAAUGCUUGAAGUUUCUUGGAAGUCGGCAUCCAACCCUGGUGCUUCCCUUGGUGCCGGAGCUCCUGAGCACCCAUCCGUUCUUUGACACAGCUGAGCCCGACAUGGAUGAUCCAGCUUACAUUGCAGUUUUGGUUCUUAUUUUUAAUGCUGCUAAAACCUGUCCAACAAUGCCAGCAUUAUUCUCAGAUCAUACCUUCAGGCACUAUGCCUACCUCCGAGACAGUCUUUCUCAUCUUGUUCCUGCCUUAAGGUUACCAGGUAGAAAACUGGUGUCAUCGACUCUUUCUGCCAAUAUCACACCUCACGAGGACCCUUCCCAUCAGUUCCUGCAGCAGAGCCUUGAAAGGGUGUACAGUCUUCAGCACCUGGACCCUCAGGGAGCCCAGGAGCUGCUGGAGCUCACCAUCAGGGAUCUGCAGAGACUUGGAGAACUCCAGUCUGAAUUAGCAGGAGUCGCUGACUUCUCUGCUACCUAUCUUCGGUGUCAGCUUCUUCUCAUCAAGGCCUUGCAAGAAAAGCUUUGGAAUGUCGCUGCCCCUUUGUAUUUGAAGCAGAGUGAUUUGGCCUCAGCAGCAGCAAAACAGAUCAUGGAAGAGACCUACAAAAUGGAGUUCAUGUACAGUGGUGUGGAGAACAAACAGGUGGUGAUUAUCCAUCACAUGAGACUGCAGGCCAAAGCCUUGCAACUUAUAGUAACAGCACGGACUACUCGAGGAGUUGACCCCUUGUUUGGGAUGUGUGAAAAGUUUUUACAGGAAGUGGACUUUUUUCAGAGGUGUUUUAUCGCUGAUUUGCCCCACCUACAGGACAGCUUUGUGGACAAACUUCUUGACCUGAUGCCCCGACUCAUGACAUCUAAACCUGUAGAAGUGGUCAAAAUUGUACAGACCAUGCUGCGUCAGAGUACCUUCCUACACCUCCCUCUUCCAGAACAGAUUCACAAAGCUUCAGCCACCAUCAUUGAACCAGCAGGCGAGUCAGACAACCCUUUGCGGUUUACAUCUGGGUUGGUUGUGGCCCUGGAUGUCGAUGCAACCCUGGAGCACGUUCAGGAUCCUCAGAACACCGUGAAGGUCCAGGUCUUAUAUCCAGAUGGCCAGGCUCAGAUGAUUCAUCCUAAGCCGGCAGACUUCCGGAAUCCUGGGCCAGGGCGCCACCGGCUUAUCACUCAGGUGUACCUCUCGCACACUGCCUGGACAGAACCAUGCCAGGUGGAAGUCAGGCUGCUGCUGGCCUACAACUCCAAUUCCCGCCUUCCAAAGUCCCCCUGGGUUGAGGGUGGUGAGGUGUCCCCCCAGGUGGAGACCAGCGUCAUCGAGGGCACCAUCCCCUUCAGCAAGUCUGUGAAAGUUUACAUAAUGCCCAAGCCCGCAAGGCGCUGAGGCGCAAGCGGUUUUUAGAGCCGAGGCUGGAAGGCCCUUCUUAGGUGUCAGAAUGGGCCAGAGGCCUAGAACACGUCACCUGGACAUGGCAUAAAGGCAUAAGGAGGACAUGACCCUUUGGUCUCGUCUGGUAUCAAAUACAGGAUAAAUUAUUUUGCAUUAAAAAUCCAAAAACCUUCAAAUCUACACCUAUUCCUUCCCUGUCCCCCCAUUCCUCCAAUAAAGUUGAGAAAACACCUAGGCAUUCCAGUUCCUGGUCCUUAAAAAAAGUUAUGUGUCUAUAGGUUCAGCAUUUAUAUCACAUGGCUACAUUCCUCAAGUGUGAAACAAAGAUCCAAUUUUCUAGCCACCUCCAAAGAAUGGUUUAUUAGAGCAUAAUCUUGCUUCUUACAUCAACAGUCUGUUUGCCAGGGCCCCCUCCUUUCACAGCUGUGCUUUUUCACCAGCGACAGCUCCUGAAUGGCCGUAAAGAUCGCUCUCUUGCUGAAAAGCUCUUUUCCUAACUCAGGUAAUAGCUGUGCCAAGGACUGAAUGAAUGGCUAGAAAAUGAAUCAUUUUUGUCCCUGAGGGAGAUUCUUGAUCUUGCCCGUCAUUACCCUAAGAACCAAAAUUAUACAUAAGGGCCAUAUUUUAGGAGAAACAAGGAUUAUGGAAAAGAAGGAUCCAGAGUAAGAAAUAAAGUUCUCUCCCACUGUAUCAUUGA